Colletotrichum navitas is the source of this 1065-nucleotide messenger RNA. RefSeq names its product zinc-binding dehydrogenase. Bases 1 to 1065 code for a protein of 354 amino acids. Gene Ontology annotation, molecular function: oxidoreductase activity, acting on NAD(P)H. The transcript is spliced from 2 exons. The record is from RefSeq and is a predicted model, not a curated record. NCBI's taxonomy places the organism in Eukaryota, Fungi, Ascomycota, Sordariomycetes, Glomerellales, Glomerellaceae.
AUGACCGGCACCAUGAGAGCCCUCGUCUCCCAAGGCGACAAGACCGCCAAGGUCCAAGAGGUCCCGAAGCCGCAGCCCGGUCCCGGCGAGAUCCUCAUCAAGGUCUCCGUCGUGGCCCAGAACCCGACCGACUGGAAGUCCACCGCCGCCGCCCCGGCUGGCCGCAUCGUCGGCUGCGACUUCGCCGGCACAGUCGCGGACCCCAACGGCGCGCCCUUCCGCGAGGGCCAGCGCGUCGCCGGCUGGGUCCACGGCCUGUGGGAGAACCCCCCGCGCGGCGCCUUCGCCGAGUACCUCGUCACCGAGAGCACGCUCGUCUUCCCCGUCCCCGACGCCCUCACCGACGCCGAGGCCGCCGUCAUCUCCCUGGCCUUCGCCACCGCCGUCCAGGCCCUGUUCCAGCGCCUCCGCCUCCCCGAGCCCAAGCCCGACGGGACCCCCGCCGUCGCCGCCGCCACCGCCGACGAGCGCAUCCCCCUGCUCAUCAACGGGGCCACCAGCAGCGUGGGCAUGUACGCGGUCCAGCUCGCCAAGAUGGCCGGCCUCCGCGUCAUCGCGACCGGCAGCAAGAAGAAUCACGCGCUGCUCAAGCGCCUCGGCGCCGACGUCACCAUCGACUACCGCGACGCGAACUGGGUCGAGCUGCUAAGGGCCGCGGCGGGCAACAACCUCCGCCACGCGUUCGACACUAUCAGCGAGGUCGAGACCACAAAGGCCGUCGUCCGGGCCGUCUCGCCCGGCGGCCACGUCGUGUGCAUCCUGCCGCGCAAGGCCGACGAGGUCGGCGCCCCCGAGGGCGUCCGGGUAGAGAGCACGCUCGCGUACACCGUCUUCGGCCGCCACGUCAAGUACGGCUCUUACGACAACACGGACGGGCCGAGGCCCGAGGACAAGGCGUUCUGGGAGAAGUACCUCACGCUCCUGCCCAAGUGGCUGGAGGAGGGCAAGAUCAAGCCAAACCCGCAGAGGGAGCUCGGCGGGCUGGAGGACACCCCGAAGGGCUUCGAGCUGCAGGCCAAGGGCGGCGUGAGUGCCGAGAAACUGGUCUACAGGAUUUCCCAGUGA